This is a messenger RNA of Pisolithus orientalis, 537 nucleotides long. Its product is annotated as glutathione S-transferase C-terminal-like protein. The transcript is spliced from 5 exons. Bases 1 to 537 code for a protein of 178 amino acids. The record is from RefSeq and is a predicted model, not a curated record. NCBI's taxonomy places the organism in Eukaryota, Fungi, Basidiomycota, Agaricomycetes, Boletales, Pisolithaceae.
AUGGCAACCAUCGGAAAGCUCUACGGUCACCCUCGCCAGCCCCAAACGAGAGCCUUGACUAUCUCGGGCCUCGAGAUUGAUCUACCGCCGUUCGAGCUCGGCGUCACGAACAAACUACCCGAGAUCACCCAUAAAUUUCCUCUCGCCAAAAUCCCUGCCUUCGAAGAUAAUGAAGGAUUCAAGCUAAUCGAAAGGCGCGACCAUCGCUCGCUACGUGGAAUCCACUUUGCGGAGACUGAGAUCCGAAUUCCGGGAACCAACAUAUACAUCGGUAUGGUCUCAAAGUAUCUUCCAGGUUUCGGCGAAGAGGAGCGUAAAUACUACCAGGGCUUCAUCGGACGUUCGCUCAAGUUUUUAGAAGACUAUCUGACUUCGCGCCCUUCUGGCUUACUCACGGUGUGCGGAACUAAGGAGCGCAAGGACGUUUACCCCCAUGUCUUUGCUCACUUUGCAAAAGUCGCCAACGACGAGAGGAUCAAGCAUUUUUUCAGAGAUCUUAAAUUCGUCGAUGAACCCCUUGCGUUCAAGGUUGCGUGA